ACCGGCAAAUAUUAUAUAUUUCAUAAACUGUGCAAUUGAUUAUAUAUUAUCCAAUUUAAUAUGUUUAAAACUACAUGUUUUGAUGUGUGGCGAAACGAAGAAGAAACACAGAAAAUUAUAACAUUAUGUAAAGACUUGGAUGCUCAAUUGGCGGGUGGUAUAAUUAUAGGGCUCAUAACAGAACUAUGUGGUUUGGGUGAUGCUAAAACUCAAAUGUGCAUGCAGCUAAGUAUAAACGUUCAAUUUCCUAAAGAAAUUGGUGGAAUCGGAGGCAAUGCGUUAUACAUAGACACGAACCAAAUGUUCGCACCACAACGCUUGAGAGAAAUAGCAAGGGCCAUGUCGGAACGAUUUUACUCAACUUUUAAAAAGGUAAAUCCAACAAUCAGUUGUAAAGGUCUUUUUGAUACUGAUACGCUGUUGGGAAAUGUAUCUUAUAUAUAUUGUGCUGAUUAUAUAGACUUAAUUGCUACAAUUAAAACUCUUAAAAAUAUAUUAACGCAAAAACCAAAUUUGAAACUUAUUGUUAUAGACUCAUUUUCAUUUCCUCUACGUUCUAUGGAAGAAGUUUCUGAACGAACUUGCGUGAUAUAUGAGUUACUAGACAUCUUACAAGCGUUAGGAAGGGAUUUUAAAGUUGCAAUUGUAAUCACAAAUGAUUUAACUACUUGCCUUGUUGAAACCGAAUGGAAAAUUAGUCCUGCAUUGGGUGAACUACAUUCACAUAAAAUUAAUCAACGUAUUUUAUUAGGUAAUGAUAAAAAUACAAAAUUUUAUGUUGCUUUGAUUGAAAAAUCUAUUGUAUCACCAAGAGUAGCAAUACCGUUUCAGAUUAAAAUUAGUGGAAUGCGUGGAAUAUCAUAAAAGUAACUUAUUUUAACAAUUACCAAUGAUUUAAUGUAAGUUUAAAAUUAGACAAAAUAUAUUUAUCUUAUAACACUUAAUGCUUAAAAAGAGGCUCUAAUCAUAAGAUGAUAAUAGACAAGUAGUAACAUUGUCAUAGGUAUUUAAAAAUACAACUAUUGCGAU
Molecule: messenger RNA, 1029 nt
Organism: Teleopsis dalmanni
Lineage: Eukaryota; Metazoa; Arthropoda; Insecta; Diptera; Diopsidae
Product: DNA repair protein RAD51 homolog 3-like
Exons: 6
Coding region: 61-864 (267 amino acids)
Biological process (GO): reciprocal meiotic recombination; meiotic DNA recombinase assembly; DNA repair
Cellular component (GO): Rad51C-XRCC3 complex; replication fork; Rad51B-Rad51C-Rad51D-XRCC2 complex
Molecular function (GO): ATP binding; crossover junction DNA endonuclease activity; ATP-dependent DNA damage sensor activity
Source: RefSeq, a predicted model, not a curated record